AUGUCACAUAAAGAUAAUAUGACCAAGUUCUCAUCAUUGAGAUUAUUGUCUAUUAGUCGUAUAUCAGAUCAUAUUAAUAGGGGUAGUAGUAGUAGUACUGGUUCGACCACCACACCCACAUCAAACACUGGUGUACCAUCUAAUAUUCUAUCAUACGAUCAAGAGUCAAAUAUACACAAACCAUUGGAUCUUUAUCUUCAAUUUCCCGAUAAUUUCAAAUAUCACCUUCGAGUAUCCAACGGUGACACUGUACAGUCUACAAAGAAAAAGCUAUCAGAAGAGUUGCUUAUUCAAUCAUCAUCUCUAGUUUUCAGUCACAAUGACAAUAUUAUGAUUGAUCCUCUUUCCUUUUCUGAUUUCGAACACAUACGACACAAAGAUCAAGUUACAUUAUUGGUAAAGAUUGUUGGAAAUACUCCAUUCUGUAGGGAAAAAAUACUAUGCAAUAUUGAAAAGAGAAAAGAAGAGAUUACAGGAAAAGUAAUCAUUGGAAAUAGUAAUAGCUUGAAUGGAUCACCAUUGUCAUCGUCACCAAAAUUAUCUCUACUUUCGCUCGAUGGAAUUGGUGGAAUCUGUUCUAUUGGUAGUGAGCAACUCCUCACACCAACAUCUCCAUCUGGUUUUAAAAGUGCUCGUAGGCAUUCAGUACAACCUCCUCCUUUAUCUUCUUCCUCUUUAGAAACUAGUGAAAAUAAUAUUAUUGAUAAUUGUAAUAAUAAUAAUCAAAAUAAUCAAAAUAAUCAAAAUAAUAAUAAUAUUAUUAUUGGUAAAGAUUCUAUCCAACCAAUUAUAGAAUCAUCGUUCAAAGACCUCUCACUUUAUAAAGAGGUUUCUACUUUGUCAUCACAAAUUCAAACAACAUCAUCAUCGUCAUCAGAUCAUCAUACUCACAAUGUAGAUAUUCAAAACCAAACACCACUACCAUCAAUAACAACAUCAACAACAAAAACAUGUACACAAGAUGAUUCAUUAAAAUCAGAUUCAUAUGGUAACAAAACACCUUCUACAAUGAUAAUGUCACCUGUUACAACAAGUGGUAGAACCCCACCACCAUCAUCAUCAUCAUCAUCAUCAUCAAUGAUUGUUGGGUCACCUACAUCGUCAUCAAUGAUGAGCCCAUCACAUAGAAAGACACAUCUUAGAAUUGGUUCACUUGCAGCAGAUUUAUCGUUGACUAGGACUCUGGAAAGAGAUCACUUGCAUUUUAAUGAUAACAAUAGCAACAGUGGUGGGAGUUCUAAUAGUGGACACAGUAGCACGAGCAGUAGUCAUACCAAUUCACCUUUAAUCAUUACACCUUCUUUAACAACAUCUGCAUCGUCGUCCAAACAAAUAAGAAAUAUAACAAAAUCAUCUUUUGAUCCUCCCAUUUUUGAUUUGGAUGGUGAUAUAUCCCAAAAUAAUAAUAAUAAUAAUAAUAAUAAUAAUAAUAAUAAUAAUAAUAAUAAGUUUACAGAGGUUAAACAAACAGAAAUAUCGCCAUCAUCAUCAUCAUCAUCAUCGUUAUCACCAAAGCCUGGUCUGCUCAAUCCCAACGAUUAG
Cavenderia fasciculata is the source of this 1542-nucleotide messenger RNA. RefSeq lists its product as uncharacterized. The record is from RefSeq and is a predicted model, not a curated record. The transcript has 2 exons. The coding region runs from base 1 to 1542 and encodes 513 amino acids. NCBI's taxonomy places the organism in Eukaryota, Evosea, Eumycetozoa, Acytosteliales, Cavenderiaceae.